AAUCCUUCUGAUGUUCUGUGCCCCAUUUACUGUAGAGAGGAGGAGGGAAAAUCUCGUGACGUCAGCAUGUCAGCAAAAGCACAAUCACCGCCAUACCCAAGUGCAGCCCGAAUCGCCGAUUCUGAUUGUUAUCCGCAGUACACUGCUUCUCUCAAAUGCUUAGAAGAAUUUCACUCGGACAAGAGUAAAUGUCAAGAACAUUUUGACGUUUACAAGGAGUGCAAGAAAAAGGAGAGAGAAGCUCGGUUGGAACGCAAUCGGAGUCGGUCUUUGUUUUCAUGAGUUUUUAUUGCCAAUAAGUUGCUCGUCUUUUUAGUGAUGUGAGUUUAGGAUCCAAUGAGCAUUCCACGGCUUGCUAAAACUUGUCAUUUCUAUAAAAUGAUUCUCUUAGCUCAUGGAAUAAAGAAAUGGUACCCCUUUACAUCAAUGAAAUACUAAUAAAGUCCAUUGAUUUGGGGGUUGAAUGCCCUCGAAUUUCUUCAUAUAUGUAAAAUGUCAUCCUGUUGCUACUUGCUGUAUAGCUUAAUCCAGUUUCUCUACUCGUGGGUCAUGUUUUUAUUUAUGCUUGCAGAUGUGGUGUUUCAAUAUCUAUGCUACCAGUGUAACAGUUUGUGAAACUAAUGAAUGAUACAGCUCGAUGGUA
Olea europaea var. sylvestris is the source of this 643-nucleotide messenger RNA. Its product is annotated as cytochrome c oxidase-assembly factor COX23, mitochondrial. Lineage: Eukaryota; Viridiplantae; Streptophyta; Magnoliopsida; Lamiales; Oleaceae. The record is from RefSeq and is a predicted model, not a curated record. Bases 67 to 282 code for a protein of 71 amino acids. The transcript is spliced from 3 exons.